This is a messenger RNA of Rotaria sordida, 816 nucleotides long. Lineage: Eukaryota; Metazoa; Rotifera; Eurotatoria; Philodinida; Philodinidae. The record is from the annotation of a GenBank genome assembly.
AUGAAUGUACUGAUAGAUUGUAAUAUCAUUUGGUUAGACGAUAGAGAUAUCAAUGACAAAGAUUUAGCUCUUAAUAUUCAGCAUUAUGUUAUGUUUUCUCUCCAUAUAUUUACUAAAUUGGCUGUAUGUUCAUCUUUCAUUCUUCAUUAUACAUCUGAAUCUCGCCUUCUUCUUAUUGUCAUACCAGAUCGUUAUGUUGAUCGACUCUUAAAAGAAGCUCUUAUGUUUCUAUCUUCUCAGAUCACUGUCUUUAUCUAUGUUCUUGGUGAUAAAUGGUUAUUUCGUUGGAAAGCAGACACUCGUAUUCGAGAUAUUUUCCAUAUAGAUGAAGAACAAAGAGUGUUUGAGAAGUUGCAAGAUGAUUUACAAAAACAUUUAAUUCAACGUUGGCCGUCUGGAUAUUGUGUUUUUCGUCAUGACACACAACAAAUUGCACUUGAUAAAUUGAAUAAUGAAAAUGCUAAAUUUAUGUGCUUUCAACUACUUAUUCAAGUGCUUCUUCGAAUGCCUUCAACAGCAAGAACCGUAUUAGCAUGCUAUGAACAAGCGAUUUUUCAUUGUAAACAAGCUUUACUUCCACAACGACAUCCCUUGUGGGUUCUAGUUUAUACAAGUUCUGCUCGUGAGUACGCUCUGAUAGCUGAGUACGAUCGAGCAUUAGUAGAAUAUGAACAUGCUUUACAAUAUAUUACUGAUGAAUCGCUGGAAAUACCACGAAUUUAUAAGAGCAUAGAUCUGUGUCGAAGACAAAUAAUCGAAAUCGACGUUCAUCAAACAAUAACACUUAUGCUAGAUGAAUUGGCUAUUCUACCGUGA